Mangifera indica (mango) is the source of this 650-nucleotide messenger RNA. RefSeq lists its product as uncharacterized. The transcript is spliced from 3 exons. Gene Ontology annotation, biological process: translation. The coding region runs from base 123 to 506 and encodes 127 amino acids. Gene Ontology annotation, molecular function: structural constituent of ribosome. Gene Ontology annotation, cellular component: mitochondrial large ribosomal subunit. The record is from RefSeq and is a predicted model, not a curated record. Lineage: Eukaryota; Viridiplantae; Streptophyta; Magnoliopsida; Sapindales; Anacardiaceae.
AUUACCCUCCGCCCUAAACUACGUCGCUUCUUCUACCUCCGUCACUUUCUUUUCUUCCUAGCAAAAUAGAGGUGUUGGAUCACAUAAAAGCAGGCACUUGGCAGUGCCGCAGUGGUAUCAAAAUGGCGUUGAGACUGGCUGCGCUAAAACGCUCGGGGAUUAACACAGGAUGCGGGUUAUCCUUCAUGCGGCUGGCCCAUGCUGCGGCCCUUCCUGCGCCGAUAAAUUCAACUAUCAGUUCCCCAGCUGUAUCUCCACCGUUGGGUUUACCAGAUAACCCAGAAGUAGAAAACAACAGCGGUUUCGGAUUCCCUAGUUUCUCAUUUGGUGGAUCAAUGGAACUUAUGGCUGUUCCCAAAAAGAAGGUUUCUCCCCAUAAGAAAGGCAUAAGAAAUGGGCCAAAAGCUUUGAAGCCUGUUCCUGUGAUUAUUCGUUGCAAGAGCUGCGGUCGGGUGAAACUGCCACACUUCUUCUGUUGCAGCGGAGAGAGGCGGAAGGAAGAGUGAAAAAUCAAAUUAUUAUUCUAGCUGCUCUUUUUCAAUGAAGCACCAAGCAUAGUUUUGUUGUUUUUUGAAUUAUCUAAACUGUACCAGAUUUUAAUACACUUGAUAGAAGUUUCUUUGUAGAAAAGACUGAUUGCAUUUUGUUUC